Molecule: messenger RNA, 2380 nt
Organism: Quercus lobata
Lineage: Eukaryota; Viridiplantae; Streptophyta; Magnoliopsida; Fagales; Fagaceae
Product: acyltransferase-like protein At1g54570, chloroplastic
Exons: 14
Coding region: 112-2229 (705 amino acids)
Cellular component (GO): membrane
Source: RefSeq, a predicted model, not a curated record
AGUUCAAAAUAUAUUACUUUAAAGCUUAAACAAAGAAGACAAGGACCAUGACGUGGUCUCUUCCCAUAACUUCUGGGGAGAGAAGUAGUACCUGCACUCACAUGAGAGGCCAUGGCAUCAUUUAUAGGUUUCCAGGCAUUGCCCUUUUUUACGUCAAAUUCGAAGAACAAGUGUGGGAGUCGAGUGCAAGUGAGGAGUUUAAGUGGUGCUGAUUCUACAGUGUUGUCCUCAGACUCAGUUGUGGUGAAUGGAACUUCUAUAGGUGGGGAGAGAGGGAGAGGUGGGACUUCAAUUGAUCAAGCAAAUGGGCAGCUAAGGUCUAAAGUUGAGGAGAAGAGGAAGGUAGAGUAUGAUGCUUUGGAAACUUUGAAGCCAUUGUGGGAUGAUGGGUAUGGGACUGAGACUAUAAAAGAUUACUUUGAUAUAGCCAAAGACAUUGUUAAGCCUGAUGGUGGGCCACCACGGUGGUUUUCCCCCAUUGCUUGCGGAUGCCCUUUGAAGGAUUCUCCAGUUCUUCUCUUUUUGCCUGGGAUGGAUGGUACUGGUUUGGGACUUGUUUUGCACCAUACAGCUCUUGGGAAGGCUUUCGAAGUCUGGUGCCUGCAUAUCCCUGUUCAUGAUCGUACACCAUUUGAAGGGCUGGUAAAACUUGUAGAAGAAACUGUGAGGUCUGAGCAUGCUUCAUCUCCACAUAAGCCAAUUUAUUUGGUGGGGGAUAACUUUGGAGGAUGCCUAGCACUUGCUGUUGCUUCUCGCAAUCCUGCGAUUGACCUAGUUCUGAUAUUAUCCAAUCCAGCAACAUCAUUUGGCAGGUCUCAGCUGCAGCCACUGUUUCUUCUCCUGGAGGCUAUGCCCGAUGGACUGCACAGUGCAGUUCCCUAUCUUGGCUCUAUUAUGGGUGAUCUAGUGAAGAUGGCAGCGGUUAAUAUUGAAAGCAUGCUUCCUCCUGAGCAAAGAUUUGAAAGGCUGUCUGGGUUGUUACCAUAUCUUUCUGAUUUUGUUGAUAUUAUACCAAUGGACUCUCUUCUUUGGAAGCUGAAGCUGCUGAAAUCAGCUGCUGCUUAUGCUAAUUCCCGUCUCCAUUCUGUUAAAGCUGAAGUUCUUGUGCUAUCUAGUGGCAAGGAUAAAAUUCUUCCUAGUAGAGAUGAAGCUGAACGACUUAAGAACUCAUUACAAGAUUGUGUUGUUCGUUACUUCAAGGACAGUGGGCAUACCCUUUUAUUGGAAGAUGGAAUUGGUUUGAUGACAGUUAUUAAGGGUACUUUCAAAUAUCGUUGUGCAAGGAGGCUUGAUAUUACCUCAGAUUUUCUUCCUCCUAGUAUGACCGAACUCAAAUAUUUCAGUGAUCAAAUAACCGGGUUGUUUCGCAUUGCUACUGAUCCGAUACUGUUCUCAACUUUGGAAGAUGGAAAGAUAACGAAAGGUCUUGCGGGUGUUCCAAGUGAAGGUCCUGUGAUAUUAGUUGGUUAUCACAUGUUUAUGGGACUGGAACUCCCUUCACUUGCUGAAGGAUUCUUAAGGGAGAAGAACAUUAUGAUUCGUGGCUUAGCGCAUCCCCUGUUGUUUACGAGGAUGUUUGAGAGUUCAUCUUCUGAAUUUUCUAUGAUUGAUUGGGUGAAAGUGUUUGGUGCAGUACCUGUUACUGGAAGCAAUUUUUUCAAAUUGCUUUCAACAAAAUCACAUGUGCUUCUUUAUCCUGGUGGGUCACGUGAGGCUCUGCAUUACAAGGGAGAAGAAUACAAGUUAUUUUGGCCUGACCAGCAGGAAUUUGUGAGAAUGGCAGCACGGUUUGGGGCCACAAUUGUACCGUUUGGAGCUGUGGGAGAAGAUGAUAUAGGAGAAAUGCUUCUUGAUUACAAUGAUCUAAUUAAGAUCCCAGUGGUUAAUGAUUUAAUCAGAGAUGCUAUCAGCCAAAAUACGUUGAAAGUGAGGGAUGAAACAAAGGGGGAGGUUGCCAACCCAAACCUCUUUUUUCCAUUGAUGGUACCCAAGAUACCUGGCCGCUUCUAUUAUUUGUUUGGGAAGCCCAUAAAAACAAAGGGAAGGGAAGAUAUUCUGAAGGACAAACAAGUUGCAAACCAAUUGUAUUUGCAGAUAAAAGCUGAGGUCGAACGCAAUAUGGCAUUCUUGAUUGAGAAGCGGGAGGAGGAUCCUUAUAGGAGUAUUGUUGAUAGAACAUUGUAUAAAGCAAUGCAUGGUCCAAUUGAAGUUCCAGCAUUUGAGACCUAAAAAAUGGUUUUGAAAGGUAUAUUGUUGUCUUAAAUCCAUUCAAUUAUUUCUUUUUUCCCAUGGAAAAAGGAUAAGGUACAAUGUCAUUUUUGUUCUCAAUAAAGGCUACAGCUAUAGACCAAAUUCUAAGUUGCAAUUAGUGUCUGAUGAG